Anopheles aquasalis is the source of this 1734-nucleotide messenger RNA. RefSeq names its product Nth-like DNA glycosylase 1 (gene Nthl1). The record is from RefSeq and is a predicted model, not a curated record. Gene Ontology annotation, cellular component: nucleus. NCBI's taxonomy places the organism in Eukaryota, Metazoa, Arthropoda, Insecta, Diptera, Culicidae. Gene Ontology annotation, biological process: nucleotide-excision repair; base-excision repair; base-excision repair, AP site formation. Gene Ontology annotation, molecular function: DNA-(apurinic or apyrimidinic site) endonuclease activity; oxidized pyrimidine nucleobase lesion DNA N-glycosylase activity; DNA binding.
UUCCAGGAACGGCAUAAUUUUGGCGCACAAAUUUGGAUUCUUUGGACUUUGCCGGAUCUCAUUUGUCUUCAACUGCCUCCCAUUACAGAAAAAGGAAUUCAGAAGCAAAGCGACGACCCUACUUAUGCUAAAUCGGGCUUGCUGUUUGAUACGCACUUCGAUCAUGGAAUCUAAAUCCCCGUACUUCUCUCCGAAGAAGACUCGCAAUUUUGCGAAGCAACAGGGUCUAAGUUUGCUCCAGAAGGUAACUCGCGCCACAAAGGGUGCGGAAGAGAAACAGGCCAAACCGAAGACUGCACCACGUGCGACAAAAGCGAAAAAAGAACCACAAUCGGAAGCCGUAGCAGAGAAAGUAGAGCCUGGCAAAGGGCGUAAGCGAAACAUUCGCACUGAAUCGGCUCCCGUUAAGACGCCAGACGUUCAAAUCAAGGUGGAACCAGUUGCUGAGGAAGAGCUUGAACUUGUUGGCUCUACAGUAAAUGAGACAACACCGCGCAAGGCGGAACCGAUCGAGGAUGGGUCACCUGUUAAGGGGCAAGUAGAGGAUGAUGUAGGAUCUGGUUCACCGGGAGUUCUGGAUGCGAAAAAGAAAUCACUGACGGAUACGGAAGUGAUCAAAGUAGAGCCUGGCAAAGGGCGCAAGCGAAACAAUCGUACCGAAUCGGCGGCCGUUGCGAUGACCGAUGUUAAGAUCAAGGUGGAACCAGUUGUUGAGGAAGAGCUUGAACUAGUGCGCCCUACAGUAAACGAGAAAACGCCAAUCAAGCAAGAACCAUUCGGAGACGGGUCACCUGUCAAGAGGCAACUAGAAGAUACUCUCGCUUCACCGGGAGUACCGGAGAAGGAAGUUAAAUGGGAACCAGUCAACUGGUAUCAGAUGUUGGAAAAUAUCCGACAAAUGCGCAAAGACAAUCCGGCUCCGGUCGACACGAUGGGAUGCGAUCAGUUCGCACAAGACACGGAUAACUUGAUUCCGGCGCGCGAGAAGCGAUUCCAUUGCCUGGUAUCGCUGAUGCUGUCCGCCCAAACGAAGGACACCGUGAACCAUGAAUGCAUGAUGCGCUUGAAAAAGCACGGAUUGACUCCCGAAUCGAUCGUCAACACCGAUGCCGGUGUGUUGGAAAAACUGAUCUACCCGGUCAGCUUCUACAAGAACAAAACCAAAUACAUCAAACAAGCGUCACAGAUCCUGCUGGACCAGCACGGCGGAGAUAUUCCGGAUAGCAUCGAGGGACUGCUCAAGCUGCCCGGUGUGGGCAAGAAGAUGGCCCACCUGUGCAUGGGCUCCGCCUGGAACGUCGUUACCGGUAUCGGUGUCGAUACCCACGUACAUCGUAUCUCCAACUGGCUCAAGUGGGUGCCGAAAGAAACGAAAACGCCGGAAGAUACGCGCCAGGCGCUCGAGAAAUGGCUUCCCUUUGAGCUGUGGGAAGAGGUGAACCAUCUAAUGGUGGGCUUUGGGCAGACGAUUUGCACCUCCACUUAUCCACGCUGCAACGAUUGCAUGAACGCUCCGAUCUGUCCGGCACGCGGUAAGCACGGCAUCCGUCGCACCCCGAUCAAGAAGGAGAUUAAGGCGGAAGAUUUGGAGUUUUAAUUAAGGUCAACCACGAUGCAGAAUACCAUACCCCAGCCUGCACGGAGCACCCUUGAACAGUACAAAGUACAUCAUUGCGUUCCCAUAUUUGUUUCGUUUCGUUUGAAAUAAAAUACUCUCUUCUUUCGAUAUUAACA